Messenger RNA from Acanthopagrus latus (yellowfin seabream), 1945 nucleotides. Its product is annotated as CMRF35-like molecule 2. The record is from RefSeq and is a predicted model, not a curated record. Lineage: Eukaryota; Metazoa; Chordata; Actinopteri; Spariformes; Sparidae. The transcript has 6 exons. Bases 338 to 1003 code for a protein of 221 amino acids.
UGAAGAAGUGGAAAGUGUUACGCCUUCAAACUCCAAUGAAUAGGUACACAUACACUCACAUGCCUUGAUGAGAACAAAGCUGAAAAAAUAAAAUGAAAAACAAAAGAAAGCUGACAGGCUUCACACCCACAGCACUCACUUAACGCUUCCCCACCCUUCAUGACUGACCUCAAGACUUCCUGUCUCAUUGUGAGGCUUCAGUGGCGUCUCUUACAAAGGAUGAAAGGCUUAAAUUGAUUUCAGACUUACUGAAGUGGCCAGAGAGUUGGUGAAGGGCAGAGAAACUGUAAGACAGUAAGGAAAACAAAAGGUGAGAGAGAAUUUAGUGAGGAUCACGAUGAGGAAAAUGCUACUUCUCAUCAUCUGGCUGUCCUCUGCAGUCAGAUGCCAACAUCCAAAGAUUCGUGUAUCAGCCCAGGAGGGAGGACUGGCUAAUAUCUCCUGCCCGUAUGACUCUGGAUAUGAAACAUAUCCUAAAUACUUCUAUAAAGGUCUUUAUGCUCACAGGCAUAUUGUCAUUGAAACUGCUGCUGGAAAACAAGGAAGCUCACAAAACAGGAAAUAUUAUAUUUGUGAUGAUACCAAGCAAAGAGUGCUGCAUGUGACCAUCCAUAACGUCAACCUGAACGAUGCCGGGACAUACUGGUGUCAGAUAGAUGCAUAUUUGUUUCAUCCUAGGACAGAAAUUGAACUCAAAGUCUACAAAGCUCCUGCACCUCCUAAACCUCCACUGGUCACCUCAAAUCCUCCUGUUUCAACAACAGUUCAAACCAUCACCAGGAAUCAGCAACAGCCAGCAGUGUCAGAUAGUUCCAGUACAACACUGUGGCCCACACCACCUGCAGAUAUGUAUACAGGAAACAAGCUGUACUUCCCUGUGGUUGCUGCUGCUGCUGCUGCUGCUGCUGUCCUGCUGCCGAUGGUGUUUUUUAACUGUUGCUUGAGGAAACACAGACAUGAUACAGGAUGUGAGUUAUCUCAGUUUAACACAGAAAUGAACUGACUUAACCCUUAUUAUUGAAUUAUGGGAUAUAACCAUUUGUGUGUUAUUGUGUGUUAUUCCCAGCAACAUUUGGAGGUGAGGCAGCCCCGUGGAUCAACACAUGGAGUACGGUUUUAUACAUGAAGAGUCAGAACAGCUGCAGCAUCAGGAGCCUCUACAUUGAGGCCAGAGACCCACACAUCAGUGAUGACAGUUGUCUGCUCUACUCCUCGGUCUGCUUUAACCCAACCGAGCAGCCAACGUCUUCUCAUCCUCUGCUCGUCAAACAGUGACACUUGAGCCAUGCUCACAAAGGAACUUUCCCCAGUGACUAGGAACCUUUGGUGGAAGGUUCCCUUACAGGCACUAAGGUCCAAAUGAUGUUCUGGGGAUAUUAUUUCAUCACACAACAAGUCCCUGCUAGAGGGGCUCAACUCCAAUAGUACAGACACUUUGGGGGUGGGCCUUCAAUGCUGAACAUUUCUGACUGGUCAAGUACUCACAGAAUCUUCUUAUAAUUCUGGAUAGCUGAAGGUAAACCACUUUGUCUACUGGGGUGACUAAGCCAGUUCACUCUUUUACCUGUGUUUUAUCGAAUGACAUAGUUCAAUACUGAUUUUGUUUCACCUUUCUAUCUAUAUGUGUUUUAAGGAAGAUGAUUUCACAUUACAUAUCCUUGGCAACACAUACUCUUGGAACUAUGAAAUUAAAGGAGCAGCUUCCCAUGUUACAAUGUCAGGCUAUGAAACGCCUUAACCCCUUAACGCCUAUUGUCGCAAAUUUGCCUCAAACUGCUUCUAUUCAGAAUGCAGCUGAGACAGUGCAUGUGUUCCCCGCAAUGUCGGUUCAUUCCAUAUAUUAGAAGACAAAAUGAACAUAAUUAAUCUAGUACACACACAUACAUGCACAUAUUUGUUUUUUUGUUGUUGUUGUUUUGUUAUCAUUGUCAUGAUGAAGUUUUGA